Heterobasidion irregulare TC 32-1 is the source of this 2095-nucleotide messenger RNA. RefSeq lists its product as uncharacterized. The record is from RefSeq and is a predicted model, not a curated record. The transcript has 3 exons. Gene Ontology annotation, molecular function: DNA-binding transcription factor activity, RNA polymerase II-specific; RNA polymerase II cis-regulatory region sequence-specific DNA binding. NCBI's taxonomy places the organism in Eukaryota, Fungi, Basidiomycota, Agaricomycetes, Russulales, Bondarzewiaceae. Gene Ontology annotation, biological process: anatomical structure morphogenesis; negative regulation of transcription by RNA polymerase II; cell differentiation. Bases 538 to 1767 code for a protein of 409 amino acids.
AGUAUUCGAUGUAUCGUCAAUGCUUACUAUCGUUCGCAGAAUCGUAUCUUUCUGCUGCAGUGUGAACGCUUGAGUGUCUUUCCGAAGCUAAUCGAUCAUAUUUACAGGAGUGCUCGUCUCGCCGGCAAGGUUCAGUGAACGAUAUCGAUGACACAGGUAGCUUUGGUAGGUCGACUACGUCAUCAACAAAGAGUCGUUGAUUCUCACCGAAGCCGGUGCUCACCGGUCGUUACACCCUCGACCCAUCGCCCUCCACUCGGACCGAACUUCCUGGGGCUGUACCUUCCACCCCACCCUUCCUACCUCAUGUUGAGAACCCAGUGCCUCGUGCAGGAGCCACGACGUUCAAAGGAAAGUGCUGAGGCGCAAACAAUCCUUUGUGAAACCUGGCUUCCUUUGACAGUUCAAACUUUGCUUCGCAAAGUCACGCCGUGAUAACGGCGAGGAGUCCUGUUUAUCGGAGGCCUCCGCUCACUGUAGGGAGGGGCGGAUGUAUAAAAAGGUGCGCAAUGAACUUCAUGGCCACUCCCUAGCAUCAUGUCUCUCCCAUCAUCCGCAAAUCCAUUCGCUGGCUCGCCUCAAUUUUGCAUCGAUGAUCUCUGCAUCGACGAUCUUUUGAGUGAGGCAAUAUACAAUGAUGUCGAUGAUCUUCCCUUCAUCUCCUACUCGCCCUCCGAGGAGCCUUUCACAUACCCUGUUUCCCACGCCUCUCAACCUUCUCCCACCCCGUGCCCCACCCCCUCCCCUGCCCUCUCCGGCAUCACUCUGACCCAAACGCCAUCAUCCUGCGAAGCAUCUCUACCGUCCUCACCAGAAAAGAAAACAUCGAAGCUCCCGCGCAGGCACAGCACGCGCAAGAACUCCAACCACGUCCCACGGCCAUGCAACAAGUUCAUCUUGUUCAGGAGUUUCUAUAUCAAAGAAAACCUUGAGACCUUGAGCGAGAUCGAGCGGGACCACUCGGUCCUGAGUAAGAUGGCGGGACAGACGUGGAACAGGAUGACCGAGAAGGAGAAGGAGCCGUGGGCAGAUCUCGCGAAGGAGAGGGACCGCCUCCACAAGAAGCAGCACCCCGACUACCGCUACUCGCCCAAGAGACGCGCACGCCCGACGCGCAGGACGAACCGGAACGGGCGGGACAGCGCGGAGCGGAUCGAGAAGAUCGCGGCGUUGCUGCGCGAGAACAGACCGCAGGAGGAUAUCGUCGCCACUGUGCGCGCGAUCGACGAGGAGCUCGCCAGUCGCCAGGCGGGCACACGCCAAGCCGACGCGCCGCAGGCCGCCUCGUCGAGCAGCACCGCUCUGGGAUCGCGGUCUGCGGACGACAGCGAGUCACCUACAAAGGUGGAUCCUGUUUUCAUCGAACCGGUGCUGCCUCCUGCCGCCGAAUGGGCGUAUGCUAUGUCUCCGGACAUUGUGAGUUCUCCGUAUUUCAGCGAUUCGCUCGGGACAGCGACCUCUUCGUUCACGACGCCGUGGUCAUCCCCGUUCACCCCUUUCUCAAUACCCCCGCCACCGAUGUCGAUGUUGUUUCCAACCGACACCGAGUUCACCGCCGAGUUCACGCCUAUCGUCGACUUCCCUCUUGCAGAUCAAUUUGGGUUCGAGGACACCAGCUCCGGAUCGUACUCUGGAUUUUUUGAGCAAGGCCAGUAUAUGCCAACUCCGGAAGAGUCUCUGCAGGUUUUAUUUGAGUCGACGUCCUCCCCAGUCCUCGAUUCCACAUCGUGGCCAGCCGAUGAGCCGCCUAUCGCAUCCUCGUCAUGAUUUCAGCUUACCGACACUGUGGACAGUCAACUGUACUACCCCACCCACUAAUUUCGAUCCCCAUCGACAAUCCUGCACCAUUGUAUCAAUUUGCACGUCCUGACCCUCCCACUGUAGCCUUAUACCAUAUCAUAUGUACGCAUCGCUCCCUUUUGAAUUUUCUGAUCAAAGACCUUCUGUAGCGCUAUACUCUUCACAUCCCUAGCAUUUCUUCGUUCAUUGUCUCCCAAUGGCCGCUUUUUUACGCGUGCCGCAUCUUCGCAUUUACGUUAGUCUGUGUUAUCAUUCAAGUACGUCAGUGGACGAAUGGAGAGCUUGUCGUCACGUC